AUGGCAAGCAAAAAUCUGCUGCUGAACGUCCACAGCAACCUGGAACCUCCGAAACCAGACGGUAGUACCGUGCUAAUGCGGGGAAAUUACCAGUACUAUCACUACGGGUGCGAUGGAUUCCAAGAUAUGGGUUGGGGUUGCGGUUAUCGAACACUUCAGUCGAUCUGUUCGUGGAUCCUUGAGAACGGCUCCCCAGACACAUCCCAGCCUGGUGAGGUCCCCAACAUUCCCACCAUCCAAGAGACGCUUGUUGCAAUCAAAGACAAGCCGGAGCGGUUCUUCGGAUCGCGCGAAUGGAUCGGGACGCUCGAGGCGAUUUACGUCAUCGACACCUUGUUCAACGUGUCUUGCAAAGUGUUGCACAUAGCCCGCAGGGACAGCAUCGCGAAACACGCGGACGCUUUGCGCGAUUACUUCGAGCAAUACGGCGGAUUGAUCAUGAUGGGUGGUGACAUGGAUGCAGCCUCGAAGGGAAUCGCCGGGAUCCAUGUUAGUGUAGACCAAGAUGUCUAUCUCUUGGUGGUCGAUCCGCACUUCGCUGGACGAAUCAUGACGAAGGAGGAGCUCUACACGAAGCAAUACGUCAAAUGGCAGAAAGUAGAGGACUUCGUCGAUAGUUCCUUUUACAACCUGUGCCUGCCGAUGGUAAAGAGCCGAGAGCUGGUGGCGUAGACCUCUCGGAUCAUGUUCGUGUUACAUAACGAUAGAGAGGCUUCCAAAAGGUAGAUGGCCUAUAAGAAAAUAAAAAUUAGGAAAAUACACACACACACACACACACACACACUACAAACAAGGCAAACGAGCGGAAAU
This is a messenger RNA of Anopheles nili, 810 nucleotides long. It is a transcript of the gene Ufsp1, whose product is annotated as probable Ufm1-specific protease 1. The record is from RefSeq and is a predicted model, not a curated record. Lineage: Eukaryota; Metazoa; Arthropoda; Insecta; Diptera; Culicidae. Bases 1 to 672 code for a protein of 223 amino acids. The transcript has 2 exons.